AAAAAAUGUCGAUCUAUCAUUGUAAACUAUGCAGUCAUUAGGUUAUAUCAAUUGUGCGUUGCGUAUGACCUCUUGAAAGAUAAAAACUAUCGACUUCCUGAAGAUUGCUCUAAAUCAAAAUGGAAAUAGUCACAGCCAUGUUUUGGACUAUAUUGUUAUUUAUAUUUUCACAAUUAGAAGGAUACGAGGCAUCUGACAAAUGUUACUUCUCAUUUCCAAAGCAUAGUGCUGAUACGUUCUUGUCGAGUGGAAGGAGACCUUCAAAUAACUAUUGCUGUAAAGGAUCUGAAAGCGUUUUUGAGGAAUGCUGGAAAGAAAUCCCUCCAUGUUUUAUAUCUGAGGUAACCUGCCAAAAUAGCGGUACAUGCUUACAUGAUGGCGGAUGUAAAUGCAGACCAGGGUUUACAGGGCAAUAUUGCGAAAUCGAAAUAAAUGAAUGCACCGUGCAACCCCGUUCCCCGUGCCAGAACGGUGCUACUUGUGAAGAUAGGGUCAAUGGAUCCCAUUGUGUUUGUCCUCCAAGAAUGUAUGGGGUUUUGUGUGACACAAAUAUCUGUCACCCUACUCCAGCAGACGUCGUCUUUGUUUUAGAUUCAUCAGUAAGCAUGACAGAGGGAGAAUUCAAGAAACAGUUAGAAUUUGUUGCAAAUUUCAGCAGUAAAGUUCCUGUUGGACCACACGACUUCCAAAUUAGUGUAGUAACAUUUUCAUCUGAUGCACAUGUAGAGUUUUAUCUUAACCAGUAUAAAGACAACGUUUCACUUCAUGACGCUAUAAUGAAAGUCAAGUAUAAACGUGGGACAACGCGUACCGACAAAGGUCUGAAAGCGGUUAGAACAGAAGUAUUCACGGUUGGUCAUGGCAUCGGAAUACGCAAAAAUGGUACAAAAGCUGCGAGAUUUGUUUAUGUCCUUACAGACGGCAUGUCUAUAAACAGGGCCGACACUAGAGCCGAGGCUAGUGAAUUGAAAAAAUAUGUCGAUGCAAUUGCAGCCAUUGGAAUUGGAAACGAAGUUUUACAUCAAGAACUUUUGGACAUUGCUUCCGAUCCAUCGUUUGUUUACUCUGUUAAAAAUUUCAACUCUUUGUACACCAUUCUCAGGCAGCUGGUUCAGUUGUGUGAUGAAUGUGAGACAAGUAUGGCGUCAGAUGUAGCUAUCCUUUUAGAUUCAUCCUAUUAUAUAACAGCAGAACAGUUCACUUUAAUGGUUGACGCUAUUAUGCAUAUAAUUGACACCAUGAACCAAUUAAACGUUAUUGGUAACCAUGUUAGUGUGGCCACAUUUUCUGAUGACAUCAAAAGUAUAAUGAAUAUGGGAGAAACGUUCAACAAAAAUGUCAUUAAAAGUAAGGUUAACAUGGUCUCAAAGUCGCCUGAUGAACAUCAAGCACAAUUACAUCUUGAAACCGUGUUUGCAUAUGUCAGGGAUAAAAUUUUCAACAAAACAUUUUCAAUGAGGGUUGCAAAGAAAUUUCUCCUAAUUUUCACUAAUGGUAAAGCUCAUGUGAACAGCGAAAGCACCUUUGAAAGUGAGAAAUCUAAGUUAGAAGCCGACGGAGUAAAUAUUAUGGCCGUUGGCAGUGGAGAAGACGUUGGCAUGAACGGGUUAAUCAAGCUUGUUACUGAUAGGUUUAAUGUUUUUGUUACUAGUCAUGACUUGCCAAUGAACAAUCUAGACGUUUUGCAAUCUGAAUUUGUUUACAGCAAAUGUAAUCUUACAGGGGUAUGAAACUCAACGUCGUACUUUACGAUGUGCAAAGUGGGUCUUAUUGGUAUCAGUAAAUAUUUUAUCUAAAUUAAUGAUUAUUUGAUCAUGGAAGGGUUUACUUCAAAGCUCAUUAUUUUGCUUGAAAUGAAAAGAAACUUCUACAAAUCCAGUUUUCCUUUGAGAUAAAAUUGGCUAACUUGAUCAAUUUUUAAUCUUAAUUGUUUUCAAUAUUUGUAAAAUCAAUUACUUUAAAAAUGUAGUCGACCGUUUUAAACAGUAAAAUGUUAUAUUUAUGUUUCACUCCCAGUCAAUAACUUAAAAUGAAAAUGAACAUUUGAACUCUAAGAUAUUUCAAAGUUGAUAUGUUUAUAUUUUUAUUUAAUCCUGUUUGAUAUGUUUUCCACUUUCAAUCCUAAUGUUUUAUUUGCUAAAUAUAUCCCAUUUAUCAUUUAAGAUAGCUUUCCUAGAGAUUAAAGAAUGUAACGUAAAAUGUUUAAACUGCUAAAAAUACUUCCUUUUGCCGAAAUUGUUGUCAAUUACCUAAUUUAUGAAAAACUAGGAGAUAACUGAUAACAAGUUUUGUUUGCUCAUGAUUUUUUUAUCGAAAUAUAAUCCAAACCCGUGGGCAAAUAGAUAGUCAAAUCUCGUGUAAUUUAUCAUCAGAUUGUGAUUAUUUCAAUAUCUUAGAGAUAAUAAUCGAUCUGGAUUUUUUGUGUGUAAAAUUCCGUCCUAUAGUUUAAAAUGACACUAAAAACAAGUUAUGUCUUGAUUUAUUAAAUCUCUAAUUUUCAUAUCCAUGUAUAUUGGUAGACAGAUUAUAUUUUAUACAAAUUG
Messenger RNA from Ruditapes philippinarum (Manila clam), 2543 nucleotides. RefSeq names its product collagen alpha-5(VI) chain-like. The coding region runs from base 120 to 1730 and encodes 536 amino acids. The record is from RefSeq and is a predicted model, not a curated record. Gene Ontology annotation, molecular function: calcium ion binding. The transcript is spliced from 8 exons. Lineage: Eukaryota; Metazoa; Mollusca; Bivalvia; Venerida; Veneridae.